CUCUACAAGAAGAAGUACAAGUGGAGGAGAGAAGCAGCCAGUUACCGGCACCACAUGCCCCGUUACCACCCUGUCCCCCCACCGCUCUACCCCCUCCACCCCCUCCCCAACAACCCCUUCCCCUUCUACCCGCCUGGCAUCAUCGGUGGGGAGUACGACCAGAGACCUGGCAUCCCCGGUGGUAUUCUGCCCCGCCCCCGCUACGACCCUAUUGGUCCGCUCCCAGGUCACGAUCCCACAGCAGGAGGGCUGAUUGGACGAAGGGGGCUGAGACCUGCUGGGAACCGGCCGGCUGACAUCAGAAGAGGGUUCAUAUGACCUCCCUGACCAGUGACCUCUAGUGGUGGUGUAGGAGUAUGACCACCACACAGAGAAGUGUAGGAGUAUGACCACCACACAGAGAAGCUUAAAUAAAACAGAGAUGUUGAAGACUGACUGAUUAGCCUACCUUAAAUAAGCCACCUGAGUGCUAUAGUCACAGAUAAAUGGCGUUGUUCGGUCUAUAAACACUAACCCUCAUCCAGCCUGCUUAUUAUCCCCUAAACCUCAUCUAGGUGUUUUUAUAAACCCUAUCCAUGACCCAGAAUCAGCUUUUAAUAGCUCAUGUUCUCCUGUGUGUGUUUAGUAAGUGAUGAGGUCAGAUCAUACCGAUCUGCUAUCUUCAUUUGAUCUCUCUGUUGUUGCAGAAAAUGUUGCUGCACAGCAGGAAAUGUAAACUUCUAAAAGUUUUCCCGUGAGAAACCGGUCAAAUUGAAUAUAGUAGAUCUGUAAGGGUGCCUGGGGGAUUGAGGUGGCCGUUUCGAUCUUCCACCAUUCACAAUGAAGACAUUUUGUACUUGUUUCCUCGCAGACUAAUAGCUGUAAAUAAAAUGAGAAAAUGGCAAUCGACUGGUUUUUAGCUGUGGUCAUAUUUGAGCCCUCAGUCUCUCUCUGAAAACCAGACUGUUCAGGGACGCUUCAAUAGUCAUGUACACUGAACUAAAAUAUAAACAUGUACAUGUAGAAUGUCUCUGUUUUAUGAGUUGAUAUAAAAGAUCCCAGAAAUGUUUCGUA
Messenger RNA from Oncorhynchus tshawytscha (Chinook salmon), 1053 nucleotides. Its product is annotated as F-box only protein 7-like. Lineage: Eukaryota; Metazoa; Chordata; Actinopteri; Salmoniformes; Salmonidae. The record is from RefSeq and is a predicted model, not a curated record. Gene Ontology annotation, molecular function: protein kinase binding. Gene Ontology annotation, biological process: positive regulation of autophagy of mitochondrion; autophagy of mitochondrion.